Messenger RNA from Mytilus trossulus (common blue mussel), 904 nucleotides. RefSeq lists its product as uncharacterized. Lineage: Eukaryota; Metazoa; Mollusca; Bivalvia; Mytilida; Mytilidae. The coding region runs from base 1 to 873 and encodes 290 amino acids. The record is from RefSeq and is a predicted model, not a curated record. The transcript is spliced from 4 exons.
AUGGUUUUCAAGACAGAACAGAUGUUUGAAAUUCUACUGCUAUGUUUCCUUACUUCUAUAGUUGGUGGUUUACAGAUAACAACCAAUGUAUCGACCCCUAAGGUGGACUCUGGGAUUGAUGCAUUUACUAUAGCUGAUAUUAUGAACUACACUAUUGACAUAAACAAGUUUAACCUGGACCUUAGUGGAAUAACAUCGUUAGUGUUUGAAGUAAAGGCAUGCAUGUAUGCACAUGUCCUUCUGUCAAGUUCUGAUGUCAGAAAAUCGUCAGAACCAUUGUAUGAGAUUAUCAUUGGAGAUUAUAAUUACCGUUCGUACAUUGUCUACCGCACAAACGAUUCGCUCAGUUCUGAAAGCCGCACAUUUAAAAACGUUAACACCCCGGAUAUACUGAACUGCACUGUUUAUCUACCAUUUUGGAUUAGAUGGGCGGGUGGAGAAAUAAAAUUAGGAACUGGGGUUGUUGUCAGUGAAAACGUUUUGGGAAGUUUGACUAAUACAGAUCAUUUUGAAGUGAGAAGUAUUGGAGUAUUUACAGACAAGAAUGCAUCAGGAAAUUGGACAAUACAACUUGAAGUUUCAGACAAAUUUGCUGGAUAUUUUGACAACUGCAUGAAGGAUAAUAUCAAGUCUGACAUGGUUGUUAUCGAUGAUAUUCAAUGUUCAGAAAUGAGAUGUGCUACCAGAUGUGGAAUGUCAAAGACCUGUAUGGGGUACAAUUUCAAUAGCGCCAUUAGCAAAUGUGAACUACUCUGGUUUGGAUCAGACGUUGUAACAGACAUACCACAUCACAUUGAAGCCGGAUGGAGAUUCUACAGUAAAUGUUUCAAUGGGAAAACUGUCUGUCUUGGGUGGUUUUAUUUAGAUGACUAAUGAAAGAAAAUAGUCCUUGAUUAGGAUAUCU